UCUCUCUUCACUGCCCCUUCACGGAUAUUUAUAGGAAUCUAACUUGUUUUUAGUUAUUUUGGGCCAACUUUCUCCACUCUUUUUUUCCCCACCAUAAAAAAGUGCUACAGAAAAUCUACAAUCAAGUGAUCAAUCUUCCGUUGUCAUCUUCUGCAAAACAGUUGAAAGUAUGAAGCUUCCUUCCUCAUCUGUAUUUCCUGUGAACCACAAUGCCUCUCUUCGUAAUAGCCUCCUUUCAUCAUCGUGAAACUUCUUUAUCAAUUGUUCAUAACACAAACGUUAAUGGUUCCAUCUCUUUUAAUUAGGUUUCAACUCUCUAUUAAAGCUCGAACUUUCUUCUACAGAGACCAGUCAUAUCUCUCUUUUUUUCCUUUAGUUGUUAGGUGCUAGCUCUCUUUUGUGAGAAUAAAUUCUUGUCUCUGGAUUCCAAGAUUCCUGGUACCUUUAUCUUUUCACAAACUUUACCAUAUAAAGAAUCUUUUUGUUCUGUACAUUCUUAAACUGGCUUCACUUUAUCUGUGUCUUCUUGAUAGUAUCUGAAUUCUGUUAUCACUUAAUUGUCUAAACAACUGGUAUUCAAGUUGAACUAUCUGCUACAAUGCCUCCCUCAUACUUUCCUCUUCGUUGGGAGAGCACAGGAGAUCAAUGGUGGUAUGCAUCACCUAUAGACUUUGCAGCUGCAAAUGGCCACUAUGAACUUGUUAGGGAGCUUCUCCACCUUGACCCAAAUCUCCUCUUUAAACUCACUUCUCUUCGCCGAAUUCGCCGACUUGAAACUGUGUGGGACGACGAGGAACAGUUUGAUGAUGUUGCAAGGUGUCGCUCUCAUGUUGCGAGAAAACUACUUCUUGACUGUGAAACAAAGAGAGGUCACAAUUCUUUUAUUCGUGCUGGCUAUGGUGGCUGGCUUCUCUACACUGCUGGCUCAGCUGGGGAUGUGAGUUUUGUUAAAGAAUUGUUAGAGAGAGACUCUCUUCUUGUUUUUGGAGAAGGAGAAUAUGGUGUCACUGAUGUUCUAUAUGCCGCCGCUAGGAGCAAGAAUUCUGAGGUUUUCAGGCUAGUUUAUGAUAGUGCUACUUGUAUCUCACAAGGGGAAUUGGGAGAGAGUCAUUCAGUUUUUAAGUGGGAGAUGAUGAAUAGAGCUGUUCAUGCUGCUGCUAGAGGAGGGAAUUUGGAAAUUCUUAAGGAGCUUCUUGGGGAUUGUGCUGAUGUUCUAGUUUAUAGAGAUGCGAAGGGAUCUACCAUUCUUCAUUCAGCCUCCGGGAGAGGGCAGGUUGAGGUGGUGAAGGAUCUUGUAGAAUCCUAUGACAUCAUCACUGCCACAGAUAGUCAAGGGAACACAGCAUUACAUGUGGCUGCUUACAAGGGAUAUUUGGCUGUGGUAAAGGUUUUGGUUGCUACAUCUCCCUCGCUGAUCUCUGUAACAAAUAAUUAUGGAGACACUUUUCUUCAUAUGGCAGUGGCUGGUUUCCGGACUCCUGGUUUUCGAAGAGCAGACAGGCAGGUUGAGCUCAUGAAGCAGCUGGUAAGUGGUAAAAUAAUAGACAUGCAAGACAUAAUAAAUGUCAGAAACAAUAAUGGAAGAACCGCACUGCACUUGGCUGUAGCUGAGAACAUUCAGUCUAGUCUAGUGGAACUUCUCAUGACAGUGCUAUCAAUUAAUUUGAACAUCCGGGAUGGUGAUGGACUGACCCCACUAGAUCUACUUAAGCAACAACCAAGUUCAGCAUGUUCUGAAAUUUUAAUCAAGCAGUUGAUUUCAGCUGGAGGAAUCUCCAAUUGUCACGAUAAUGUGGCGAGACAUGCCAUUGUUUCACAUCUGAAAGGACGAGGUAUAGGUGUCAGUCCUGGAUCUUCUUUUAGAAUUCCUGAUGCAGAGAUAUUCUUGUACACUGGUUUUGAGAAUGCAUCUGAUGCUAGUUGUGAUGCAGCAAGUGUAGAGUACAGUUCAUGCCGUAGUGAACUAAGUGAUUUUGACUCAAGUAACUCACUGGAUGGUAAGAAGUUGAGUUAUAUUAAUCAUGCUGCAAGGCGUCUAAAGUUUCUUCUUCAGUGGCCCAAGAAAAAAGAGAGAAAAACUGCUAGUUCAGAGAUGGGAGUUGAUGAUCCUUUGGAGGCCUCCAGUGAAUAUAAAAUUUGGGAAAACAUUCCCGUUCCACUUCGACAGAAGUAUUCAAAAUCUCUGUCUUUUCCAAACUGCAAAAGGGUUUUUUCUUUGAGGAGUGACUUACCAAGUCCAUCUGCUAAAAAGAAAUUUACUGCAGGGCUAACACAUGGUGUGAUUCAAGCAUUGCCACAUUUCAUUGUUCCAGUCCAAUCAUCUUCAAGUCCUUUAUCGGGGUCAUCAAUGUCUUCACCUUCAGCAAUGGAUAAAGAAAAGGGUGUUGAUAUUUCAGAACCCUCUUGCUCAAAUCAGCCUCUGGAUCGUAAAUUUCCUCAAAUGCACCGAAAACAAAAUUCCUUGAAUAAGAAGUUGAUGAAUCAGUAUUUGUGUGUUGGUGCACAAGGCCUGGCAGUGGAAGUCCCGACUAGCUAUAUGAGGCCAGAUAGAAGUUACAAGCAUGUCAGUUCUUUAGUUGCUUGAUCUGAAUAUGUCAAGUAUUGUUUGUAUAAAACCUACUAACAUUCUGUAUUAGAUAUACAGUCAUUGAUAUUUUUGUGUGUAUUUUUUUAUGCAAUGCUAAGAAAAACCUGGACUUGUGGAAUAUGUACAAGGCUUUUACUAUAUUUGUAUCUACCAGUUUGUUGAGAGCUCAAAGUUACAUAAAUUUCAAUC
Pistacia vera is the source of this 2776-nucleotide messenger RNA. RefSeq lists its product as uncharacterized. The transcript is spliced from 2 exons. Gene Ontology annotation, molecular function: protein binding. The record is from RefSeq and is a predicted model, not a curated record. Bases 599 to 2584 code for a protein of 661 amino acids. Lineage: Eukaryota; Viridiplantae; Streptophyta; Magnoliopsida; Sapindales; Anacardiaceae.